GAGAGUGGGGCGACUUCCAGUUGAGAGAUGGCGGCCACCGCGGGCAGAUCGCUGCUGCUCCUCCUCCUCUCCCGGACUCCCGGCGGCGUCGGAGGAGGAGGAGCGGCGCUGACAGCCGCCGGCUGCUUCCCGGGGCUGGGGCGGCACCGUCAGCAGCAGCGGCACCGGACGGCACACCAAAGGCUUCCUCCAUGGCAGACCAUGAGAGUGGUUUAUUGCAGUACUGUAGUGCCCUCUGAUGACGUUACAGUGGUUUACCAAAACGGGUUACCUGUAAUAUCUGUGAAUCUUCCAUCUCGCCGUGAGCGCUGCCAGUUUACACUUAAGCCUAUCUCAGACUCGGUUGGAGUAUUCUUACGGCAACUACAGGCAGAAGACCGAGGAAUUGACCGGGUUGCAAUUUACUCAUCAGACGGGACACGCGUAGCCUCUUCAACAGGCAUAGAUCUUCUACUCCUCGAUGAUUUCAAACUAGUAAUUAAUGACUUGACUUAUCAUGUUCGUCCACCAAAGAGAGAUCUCUUAAGCCACGAAGAUGCAACCACGCUGAAUGAUGUAAAGACAUUGGUUCAGCAGCUAUACACUACACUGUGUAUUGAAGAACACCAGCUGAAUAAGGAGAAGGAGCUAAUUGGGCGGCUAGAAGACCUCAAACAGCAAUUAGCGCCCCUGGAAAAGGUUAGGAUGGAUAUCUGCAGAAAAGCAGAGAAGAGGACCACCUGGGUGCUAUGGGGUGGGUUGGCUUACAUGGCCACGCAGUUUGGGAUUCUGGCCCGGCUCACCUGGUGGGAAUACUCUUGGGACAUUAUGGAGCCCGUCACCUACUUCAUCACAUACGGUAGUGCCAUGGCAAUGUAUGCAUACUUCGUAGUAACGCGUCAGGAGUAUGUAUACCCAGAUGCCAGAGACAGGCAGUACUUAUUAUUUCUCCAUAAAGGAGCCAAAAAGACGCGUUUUGACUUAGAAAAAUACAACCAACUCAAGGACGCUAUUGCUCAGGCAGAAUUGGAUCUUAAGAGGCUUCGGGACCCCUUGCAGGUGCAUUUGCCUGUCCGACAAAUCAGCGAUAAAGAUUGAUCAGCAGAGGACCUCUGAACCCUGGCAGAAUUGGCACACCUGUUCAUAGCUCUCGCCUCUUUAAUUAAAGCAUUGCAGUUUGAAGUUGGGAGGUCUUGUGGGGGUGGAGGGCUUUUUUAUCAUUCAAAACAGAACAAGGACCUUGGCUGGGGAGGGGGCAAUGUGUUCAAUCAGAAGAUCAGGCGUUGUGGGAUGUUAAGUCUUUCCAAAGGGCUUGGCGAACAUUGUCACAUUCAAACGUUCUUUCUUUCCAGAUGAAAAUAUAUAUUUAAAAGUUGGGCAUUUCAUGUAGAGACUGAAUAUGGAGGCAUAUUUUUCCAGCUUUGCAGAGUCUGCCUCUUGAUGGUGCACCAGCAGCCUGCUCAGCUUCUUUCUUUUUUAGAAACAAUUAUAAAAGUGCACUAAACAAAAGUGAAGAAAACAGUCAAGCCAUCCUAAGAAACUAUGGCUGGUGAUCCGAAAAAGAACUUUGCCUCCAUUUAACAUGCACUCUAUAUUGGACCUCUAGAUUGUGUCUUCUUUGUAACAUCAAUGUGAAACUGUUCUUUAUUUUGAAAAAUAAAUCAUGAGCUUCCCCUUCCUGCCCACUUACUAACAAGCAGGCUUCCUCCUUUACUGGAUGAUUAGCGAUGUUAUCAGUUUUAUCAUGAUCACAAACUGAAUAACCCUUGUUUUGAACGUUUGAUAAUUGACACUUUGAAUUAUUCCUGAAUAUCUUCUUAAACUUCAACAUGCCCUGGAUCUACUUCUACAUAUAAAUGGUGAUGUUGCAUGAGAGAAUUCUACAUAUUCAGUCUUAAGGGAGUAAAGUCCCCCCCCCCACUCUUUUCACCCCCAAAUCUGGUAGCCACCUGGAUUAUCAAACCAAAAAAGGUUGGAGAUAUAUAGUAUUUGGCUCAAAAUCAUGACUUUUUAUGAAGCAGCUUUAGAACAGGAAUAAUUAAAUUUGAUGUUUGCACAGCAGAAUGAAUUAUGUGUCUUGAUGAAAUUGCUUAGUCUAGUGACUUUGUCAGAGGUCUGGAGCAAGACGCAGAGUUCCACAUUGAUUCACAAACUGACUCUUAUUUAAGUAGCUUUAAAAGAAUGCUCUGAUGCCUAAGGGCCAGGCGUUCGGUAGGGUAGCCGAUUGCAAACCCCUCUCUUAUUUAAACAGUUAAGGAAAUGGCACUCCUCCUCCACCUUGUGCAAACCAGCUGGUUUUUUUCUAAGUGGAUCUUGCAUCCUGCACUGCGUGGAAUCAGCCUCUUCUUAUCAUCUUCUUUGAUAAAUACUGUGGAGACAGGAUGGAGGUUGGAGAAGGGCUCUAAGCUUAAUUCACAGAAAGGCCGGGUGUUUCCUUUCAGUUCACUACUUCUCACUGUGUCAAGGCGAGAGGCUCCCACUUUCUGGAGAACCAUGUUUUAAAGUGUACAAAAUAAAAUAUAAACCAGACGCCAGGUGCCUUGCAGAUGUGGAAAUGCAGACGGGAUUGUUGCUGCCUCCUCUCACUCGAUGGCAUGUUGGACUGAAUGGAUGCAUGUUCCAAGGUGUUUUUCUCUCCCCAUCUUUCCUCCUCGGUCCUUCUGUUUUCAAUUAUGAUUUUUAUUAUGAUUUUUUAAAAUACCUGUUUUAUCCUCUUUGUAUGCAGCAUUUUAAAAAGGAAGGAAAUGAACAGUCCUUUAGCGGAAUCCUUUGUGCGUGUUUGGGGUGAGGGAGGGGGCAUGGAGAAAAGUCCUUAAAAAUAAAAUACUGAACAUGUGUAAAAUCCUGUAUCAUUUAUUAAAUAUGUAUAAAAGAGCAAUGUACUUCUGGAACAAUAAAUAACUAUUCAGUUUUUGAA
Elgaria multicarinata webbii is the source of this 2896-nucleotide messenger RNA. It is a transcript of the gene MCU, whose product is annotated as mitochondrial calcium uniporter. Gene Ontology annotation, molecular function: uniporter activity; calcium channel activity. Gene Ontology annotation, biological process: calcium import into the mitochondrion; mitochondrial calcium ion homeostasis. The coding region runs from base 28 to 1077 and encodes 349 amino acids. The transcript has 8 exons. Gene Ontology annotation, cellular component: mitochondrial inner membrane; uniplex complex. The record is from RefSeq and is a predicted model, not a curated record. Lineage: Eukaryota; Metazoa; Chordata; Lepidosauria; Squamata; Anguidae.